This is a messenger RNA of Rubroshorea leprosula, 797 nucleotides long. NCBI's taxonomy places the organism in Eukaryota, Viridiplantae, Streptophyta, Magnoliopsida, Malvales, Dipterocarpaceae. The record is from the annotation of a GenBank genome assembly.
AUUUUGUUUUUCUGCUUGUUGAUUUAGGGAUUGUUUUUGUUUUUAUUUAAUUGUUCUGUCAUUACAAUAUUUCACAUGCAAUUUCAAUUCUAAUUGGACUGAUUCAUAAUUUCAAUUCUAAUUAUAAUUUAAUUCCAUAAUCUAUUUUAAUUGGAUAGAUUCAUAGCAAGUAGAGAAACAGACUUGAGCAUAAGAAAAUGCAAGAUCUUGUAUUUGUUAAGUAUAAUCAAGCUCUUAAAGCUCGAUAUAAUAGCAAGGAUGAAAUUGAUCCAAUCUCCCUUGACUGUAUUGAUGAUAGUAAUGAAUGGUUGAUUGGAAAAAUGGGUGGUGACCAAGAUGAUGCUGAAAAUGAAUUUGUUUUUGGUGAUGAUGACUUGACUUGGGGAGAGGUAGCUAGAGCUUUUGGUGCUGAAGAGCCUAGAAAAUAUACUAGAAGAAUUUGUUGUAGACAAUCAGCACUAAAACCUUCAAGUUCUAAAGGAAAAGUUGUUGUACAAGAAAUUGAAGAAGAAGAGGCUGAUACAGAGGAAUCAAAGGAAGAGAUUGAGGAUUAUCACUCAAGUGAUAGAGAUGACAACAGUGAUGAUGAUGAGAUGAAUGUAGUUGAUGAGGAUGACAUAGAUGCAGAUGAUUUAUCUUAGAUUUUGGAAUGAUAUUAUGUUGUUUUUGACUUUCUGCACUAUUUUAAUUUCUUGACUAUUAUGCUUACAUGCACUGCUAGUUUUCUAUUCUGAAUUUCUGAUAAUUGAUGUUAUGAACUUUAAAAUCUGUUUUAUUAAUAUAUCAUGUUUUGAGUA